AGUUGCAGUCAAACGCGUUUACCCUGCCAGUGUAACCAUGACAGCCGUGUUGUUGGCGGUGCUAACGCUAGUAGCAUAGGCGUUCACGGAACGAAAGAUAGCGUGACAGGCACCCGUUUGCUAUGUAAACCGGUGAAAAAGGUGAACGUCAAAUAUACUGUUAAAAGCAGCAAUGACAGGAAUUGAGUUUUUGACGCUGCUUGUGCCAUUUUGGCUCAGCUAUAAAGCGCAGCUACUAGCCUAAAGUUAGCUUACGCGUUCGUAAGUCCGGUUAGCAUCUUUGGAAAUGUCAUUAUUAUUCCGCCUAAACUGUUCCCUGCGGGUUCAAGAUGCGGAGACGAGAAGCCGAGGCGAGGCCUUGAGCCUUUAGACACAGAGGGAAGGAGAAUGAUCUCACGGUACAACAGGAGACCUGUAUCGCACAAGCUUGAAAUCCGUGGCCUGUCUCGCAGCAGUCUCGACCACCACCCACUCCCCGAGGAGGCAGACCACCAAACCCCUCAGUGCCCCCUCGAUGACGUGGAAGAGGUUGUCUCCAUCCGCAACAGUUCGGAGAUAUCUGGCGCUUCCAGCCCCUCCGACUGCCCCACGGUCAUCUCCGUGGACUCCAGCCGGUCGUGGUCAGGCAUCCACAGCUCCACAGGCACCGCCGUGUCCACAGAGAGGAGCUCUGUCCUCUCCUGGGGCUACGAUGAGUUUGACAAGGCGGCGUCACGCCAAGUGCAGCAAAUGUUUGAGGAGAUCGACAAGGAGCUGUACGAGGGUAAAGGCAGCGGGGGAGGGAUACUCCCGGGGAUGCAGGAGGAGUGCCAGCAGUGGGCCACGCGCUUCCCUCAUCUUCGGAUUCUGGGCACUCAGUUGGUGUGUCCAAGUGAUGAGGGCUUCCAGUGGUACACGACCUCAGGAACGGUCGGCAGCAGCUACAGUAGAAGCCCAUCAACGUCCCAGCAGAUCAUCGGAAAGUCAAGUCAGAAAGAUGACAACAAUAUGGAGUUGAACGUGCUAGGCCGCAGCGCGGCGCUGCUCAAGUCCAACUCAGCAGAGUUAAACGGGGCUUUAGCCACCUCAAGAGACUCCAGGCCAAGGGUGAUCGAGGUGGAGGGCUACAUGGAGGAGUACCUGGCCUUUGACAGCAUCAGUCUGGAGGACGAAAAGGAGAGGACCUGCCCCGAGCCGUGCCCGAGGCGUCACUGCAUGCCUCCCGUCUCGCCCUACAGGUCUCGCCGUCAGGCUGUACUCGAUCAUUUGUUCGACGACGUGUGGCGGCAGCUAGUGGGCUGCAUGAGCUAUCUGGUCCACCGCCAAUGGGAACAUCGCACCUCUGGUCAUGAAAAGCCUUCUGGUAACUUGAGUCCAGUGCUGCAGAAUUCCUUGACAUUGUUCUCCACACUUCCAAGUGUGUUGCCCAAACUUGGCCAAAGCCAUGCUAUGCCCCCGCCUCCACCCGCCCCUGGUUUGCCCCUCCAGAAGUCGAGGGGCUCAAAGCACAAGUCCCGCCGGAAACCCCAAAAGCAGAAAAGGCCACCCAGUGCCGGAAGGGUCUCGAUUGGAGGCACCCAGCACAACCUGAACGACCUCAUCAUGAUACACAGCAUCCCGCUGCAACAGAGGAACCUGGCCGCGCUGGACAGAACUCAGUGCGAAUUACAGGAUCCAGAGGAGCGCGGCCCCCUGAUGCCGGCCUCGGGCACGGCACCUGCCGGUAACUCCCGUCCCCGCCGAAACCUGGAGCAAAGCUCGUCAUCAUUGACCCGCCCGCCCCAGUCGGCCCGCCGCAGAAACCUGGCACCCCGCACACUCCAGCCGCUCGUUCCCAGCCUGAGUCAGUCCAGCGCGGCCAGAUCUAUGGAGGAGGUCAUCCGGGUUACACGGCUACCCACGGCCAGCGACUGCCUGUUGUCUCCAUUGUUUGCACUGAGCAGGAACACGCUCCUGCCGCCCAUUGGCGCUGGAGACACAGAGUCGUCCCCGUUGGGACAGCAGUCCAAAGCUGCUCAGCGCCAGAAAGGCUUGUCCAGCCGAGCCCACAGUGCCCUAAAUGAUGAGGUUGUUAGUUCCAUUCCGAGGGAUCGCCUUUACCCAGUGGACGUCUUCUCCCGGCCCAGCACCACACACACUUACAGAUCGGACACUCCUUACCGGCGCUCCUUCACUGUGCUGGACAACAUUGGACAGGCGAGGCCUGGAAGAGCCUCGGUAGCCACAGACUCCCUCGGGAUCGGUGUGACCGGCGUGAGCCUCGGCAUCGGCAGCUCGUCUUUCUUGGAGUCGUUUUCCCACCACCCCCUAGGCCGCUGGCCAAUCAGGAAUGAGGAUGAAGAGCCAGACUUUCAGACGACGCUCCCAGCGCCACUGGUGCCUGUGUCCGUCCCACCUCGGUCUCACAGCCGGGGGGGCAUCUCUUCCAGACCCAGCAGACCGGGACUGUAGCUGGUGGCUUCCAAAUGUCUCCACGCACUUUAGCCAUUCUUCUUUAUACUGCGUAAAUACACAGCAGUUGUUGUUUUACAGAAAUGUUUCAUAUUAUUAUUACAGUAUAUAGCUUUGUUAGAGGUUUAUUUUUGUAUUUCAAAUCAGCUUCUGAAGCUGCCAAAAGAAGAACACUUGGAUCUGGUGUACGCGUGCUUAUUUGAAUGUAAGAACUUCUCUCCUCUAAGAGGGCAACAACACACUCUGUGAGACAGAAUUACAAUGUAUUAGUGCUGCAUUUGUCAGCCCUGAGUAUUCUUCGAGCGGAUUGCGGAAGAAACAUCACUUUUAACACAUCCCGCACUAAAGGAUAAUCGCUCAGGAUAAUCUUUCAGAGACAGCUGACAAUCAAGCCUUAGCUGUCUGUUUUGAAGCGGGGAAAAA
Molecule: messenger RNA, 2853 nt
Organism: Phyllopteryx taeniolatus (common seadragon)
Lineage: Eukaryota; Metazoa; Chordata; Actinopteri; Syngnathiformes; Syngnathidae
Gene: fam149b1
Product: family with sequence similarity 149 member B1
Exons: 16
Coding region: 388-2430 (680 amino acids)
Biological process (GO): cilium assembly; protein localization to cilium
Source: RefSeq, a predicted model, not a curated record